Molecule: messenger RNA, 3111 nt
Organism: Thelazia callipaeda (thelaziosis nematode)
Lineage: Eukaryota; Metazoa; Nematoda; Chromadorea; Rhabditida; Thelaziidae
Source: the annotation of a GenBank genome assembly
AUGGAUGAAAUGAUGCUGCCAGCUGAAAUUGUUCAUAGUUGGUGCUUGACUUUAAUAUUUCUCAAAUUAAUCGCAAGUAAAAAUGUAUCGAAAGAUCAAUGGAACGAAUUUUUAUCUGAUAUGUCAGAGAAAAGUGAACAUGAAGAAAGACCUUGGGAUUAUUGGCAUCAACAAAAGGAACAGGAACACUCAUAUUCGUUUAUGGAUAAUUUGGAAAGUAUUCAGCGACGUGUACCUAAAAAUAAUGAAUUACUUACUCCAAAUCAAUUUAGCAUUAAAGAUUCUGCUACAAAUCAAGCAAGUGAUACUUUUACCACAGAUCCACCGUUAUACAAUAGCCAUGAAUUACUGAGAACUUAUCGACCAGCACUGCAACAAUCGUUGAUGAUCAAGGAAUCUUUGCAGCAUGAAAAUGGAUUAGUUUUGAUGCCAGAUAAUGUAAAUGGUUCUACUCUUCAAAUAACGCCAAUGAUGUCUUCGGAAAUGAUGCAUAAAUUAAAUGAUAAUAAAAUAUUUACUAAUAGUGAUCAAAAAAAACAGACGUCAUUUCAAUUUGCUGCGGUAUCGAAUACUAGUAAUAUGCGUCAAAAGGAUCUUUAUGGUGUUUCAACUAGCCAGAAAAAGUUACGGCCAUCUGAAACUGCUGAUGAAUCAAUUUUCACCACCAAUCUUGGAUAUCAACAAAAUACUCAAAAUGCCUCGUCAUCUAUGAAUAAAAAAAAGUUAUCAUUUCCUGACCGUACUAUCAUGACAGACACUAAUAAAGUACUUCAACAACAAGAUCCUUUUGCUCUCUCAAGAAAACAUGAAUUGCUAUUGCCAUCUGAUAAUAUUACUAAACCAAAUACCACUAUGGGUCACCAGGAAAAAUUUUAUUACAGUACUCCAAAUAAUCCUGAGAAAGAGCGACCACAAUCCCAGUUUACUACUGCAGCAGCUACUGACACAGCGAAGCAAGAAAAAUUCAAUGUUGGUACAUCGAGUGAUUAUCAUGAAGAACCAUCAACUUCUAAAUUUCCUACUAUAUCAAGUACCAAUCUGGUAGAGCAACAAAAAUUUCACCAAAGUACCCUGAAAAAUCCACAGAAACAACUGACACCAUUCAAGCCUGAUGAAACAACUGACACCAUUCAUGCAUUCAAGCCUGGUAUUAGUAGAAAUGUAUUACAACAGCAGAAACCUCCAUAUAAUACUUUAAAAAGUCAACAAAAACCGUUAUUUAAACCGACCAGUUCCCAACAUAUUUUUAUGCAACAUCGCGUAGGGGAUUAUUAUGGUACUUCAGUGAGCGCAAAAAUAGCUCCAUUCCCAGCACGAACAUCUACUUCAUCUCAUGCUCUUAUAGCACCUCCGCAGAACUUGCAACCAGGAUUUGCAGCUCCAAAAGUGAUUACGAUACCUCAUCGGUUAGAAGAAUUUCCAUUGGCUCCUACCAUUUCAUCCAAUGCAUUUAUAUACUCUAAGCAGAAUCCCAGAAUACCGUCGUUUUCACCUAUUCCUGUCACUAACAACAUGAUGAUAUCUAGAUCAGGUGAACCCAUCAUCGUUGAUGUACCAUUUCCAGUAAUGGCUUCUGAAUUAAGUCCUACCGUAGUUACUGCACAACAACCAUACUUUCAAUCUAAGCAUGACGCAUUCAGCCCAUUCUCAUCAGCAGAUUACUAUGCAACGCCUGUGCACGUAACGGCUUCAAAACCACAAACUUCAUCAACACAUAAAACUACAACUGAAAAUCAAAUGACUCAAUUAACGACAAGUACAUUACCAACUACAACACCAAAGCCAGAACGAAAUGAUGCUGUUACGCAAGCAAUCAUUAACCACACUCGAAUGUCCACUACUUUAUUGCCUGCAGUCACUCGCAUGCCAUGCUGCCCAUGUUGUGGAACCACACAAAAGUCUGAAGAUUCUUGUGCAUCAUCAUCUUGCAACUCAGAACAACAGCAACAACCAUGUUGUGGUGCACAACCAGUACAACCAAUACCUACUCCACCGUGUUGUCCGUCACCUCCACCAUGCUGUCCACCACCUCCUCGCCCACAGUGUUGUUCACCACCUCCAGCACUGCCAUGUUGUGCACCAAUUCAACCAAUUUGUUGCCAACCUGUAUUUCCUUGCUGUAACAAUAUCGUGCCUAUUCAACAGCACGUUGGUCAAGAAAGGACAGCUAUUGAGAAUGGCGGUUCAUCAUACAACACUGCGCCAUUUGUGGGACAUAGCAUGGGUAUGGUGCAGCCAAGAUCAACUUUUGGUGCUAUUGAAUCUUAUGACAGUCUAAAUCCUACUUCGCCAAAUUUACCAUUCAGUCAUGAACCAUACAGUGUUGGCAUACCUUACAAGACUUAUAGUAUUGUAACCAAGCGUAAGUUAUUCCGUAGUGGAUUUAAGAAGCGCAAAAAUUCGCGGAACAGGUUGCGUAUGCGACGAGAUACGCUGGAUAUACGUGCUAGAGCAUGUCUCACGUGUUUGACUGAUAGAAGAAAAGUUCUUGCUAAAAUAAAUCGACAACCGAAAAUACUUGUGCAGUUGCAAUCAAUGAUGCAACAUCAAGAACCAGUAAAAUGUGAUGCUUGUAGAAGUGAAAGUCAGUACAAACGACGCGUCAAAAGGCUGGGCUGCAUUCCAUGCCACCUUCGAAUGAAACGAGAACUUGAAAUCGAAGACGAACAUAAGCGCACGAAACGAUUAGGCUGUAUUCCAUGCUUCCGCAAAAAACGAGAAAGUGAAAUGGAAAAGGAACACAGGCGAGCAAAACGAUUGCGUAAGAUUAAUUCACAGGGUUGCAUUCCGUGUCACAUCAGAAGAAAACGAGAAAUUGAAAUUGAGAACGAGCAUAAACGAGCAAAGAGAUUGAACGACAAUGAUGACUUCGAUAUCAAUAAUUAUGAUAUCAGUGACUUCAAAGACUUGCCAACAGGAGUAGAAAAUGAAGAAGCAAGUGAUGUGGCAACUGAUUCUUCUGUCUAUGAGCAGAGCAAACACAGAUCAUCAAAAAAAGGAUAUCGAUCACAGUAUGGAUAUAGUUUCGAAUCACCAUAUAUUUGUGACAAAACUUGUUGUGAUUUUUCCAGAUGUCCGCCAAUCCCACUGGAAAUGAAAGAAAAUGUAUAA